UGUCAGCGGCUGCAGGUGUUUGUUCUUUAUAGAUAAAGAUGGCAAACUCCCAUCUGCCGGAACUGCCGGUCGGAGAGCCGCCGCCGGCGGCUUUGUGAGUGUUAUCUGCCCCUAUUGAACCGGCAGCUGGCGGGGUGACGUUAAAAGAGAACUCGCUACAGACCUCCCCGCGCGAGGGUUUUGUAACAGCCGGUCAGCGUGUUAGAGGAGCCCGGCAAUUGGCCGGCACCGAUGGAAAAUCUUAGGAACGAGGAUUGCAAACCACACAAAGAAUUUUUCCUAUUUAUUCAGGGAUUUUUAAUUUUUGCUUUGCAUUGUGCAGUCUGUUCGCAUCCGUCCUUAAUUACUUCAGCAAAGCCCAUCGCGGUGCGCUGCUUCUCUGGGAGGGUCAGAGCGGGGAAGAGGCAGUGCUGAACUCUGCCCUGCCAGCAGCACUGAGCUCGGAGGUGUGAGAAAGGAAGGUUGAAUGGGCAGUGUCCUUGUUUGAGCUUAAAGGCUGAUUUUGGUGGAGGAAAGGUGAGACUGAGGCCUUGAAGUCUCACCGUAAUGUCUGGGGUGAAAUUGAGCUGUUCUGAUGCCUUGGGGGAAAAAAUAAGAGACCUUUUUAAUGGAACCCUGCAGGAUGCUGUGGUUGCCCUGGUGAACAGCUGCAUUGUGGUUUUCAGUUCCUCUUUGGUGGUAGAUACAGCAGAAAGAAGUCAUCAAUAUGUCCUGUCCAAGUCAACGAUAUACCUUAGCAGUUUAGCAGUUUAAUAGGUUGUUUUGCUCCAACAACUUACACUGCAGCAGCUGAGGUAGGAUUACAGGCUGAUGUACUGAAGUCCCGUGUUUGUGCUUGCAAAGGUGGAGAGGUCAUAUGCUGUGUAGAGACUGGCGCUGGAUGGGAUCGCAGCUAAUGCCUCUCUUUACUGAGAAUUAAGAGCUCUUGCAAGAUACUGAGGUGUGCAAGGGAGUGUGUUUCAUGUCAGUCACACUGGGGGCAAGUUUGUGGCUAGAAAGACAGGCUGAAAUGGUCAGUGCUGGUAUUCAGAGCAGCUGUUCUAUAUAAUUCUGCACUCUGUCACUGCGAAGGUGAGGUAACGUGCAAUAUGUGUUCUUUACUCGAACCUGUAAGGACUCAGUUAUUUCUGAAGGCUUGAAGUUGAACACAAGAUCUUCCUGUUGAUGACCUCUGGACUGACACAUCUGGUAGUCUUUCUGGCCCUGUUACCGCACUAUGGAUCCACUGGGGCAUGCAAGAAGUGCUCCUGCCCAAGGUGCCAAGGAAGGAUUAAGCAAGCCCGCCGUUCCCCAGAAGAACGCUUACGCUCGGCUUGUGCAAAAGCACCACAGCGGUCGGUUCCGGUCUUACAUGAACCGAGUUGCACAGAAGAUGCAGUUGGAAGAAAGCACAUCCAACGAGCACAGCUCGGACCUGGAGCUGCCCCUGCGGAGAGGGCUGGUGAAGGAAAACCUGGCCAGGAAUGGGUUGAAUGUGCGCAGCUAUUCCCCAGUCAGAGCAUCUCACCUGGAACAGCCUGGAGGGUUUGAGAACGAUAAACCCCAAACCCUUUUUAACAGAUGUCUUCAUAGGAAAAAUGCCAGCGUUAACUCAGAAGGAGACUUGGAGGUGGAGGAAGACUGCUAUGUGCAUCGGCACGGGGCUGCGGCUGACUCGUUAAAUCUGAGUGAUGCCAUGGGUAGGCGAGUAUCGACCGGCCUGAGACACAGCGCAGCUCUGCAGAAGUCUUCUGGUUCUGAUGAAAAGGAUGAGGAGGAUGUGUGGAGGAGGAGACAUAAGAAACGAGGCAGGUGUCCUGCCAACACUGAUAUGGCGGCUGGACACUUGUUGACUGAGCACUUUAGUGGGGAUGUGCUGGCAGCAAAUGCCAGGAGAACCAGUCUCUUGUCUGCAGGUCAAGUCCAAGGUGCAGAAAAGAGAGGGUUUGCAAGGACCAGAAACAACUCGGAAUCCGCGAGAGCUCCCCAGAACUUCGAUAGGAAGAGACAACUUUCUGAAUCGCAGACAGAAACAAUGAGCAAUUCAGACAGCAGAAUAAAUCCUAGACAACUGGGAACUCCCAGAGGAGGACCCUAUGCUGCUGUCCCAACAUCUGGUGACAGAAAGAAUCGAAAUAAGCCUGCUCGAGGGAAGAAGAAGAGUAUAUUUGAAGCCUACAUGUCAAAGGAAGAUGUUUCAGCAGGACUGAAAAGGAGAGAGCUUAUUCAGGGACCCUUGAGAAUAAAUCCUAAGAAGUACCAUGAAGCCUUCAUUCCAUCUCCAGAUGGGACUCGCGAUAUCUUUAUUGAUGGAGUGGUUGCUCGCAACAGAGCUCUGAAUGGUGACAUCGUGGUGGUGAGACUGCUUCCCAGGGAGCAAUGGAAGGUAAUAAAGCCAGAUGGUAGUGACAAAGAAACAGAAGCCACGCAUGAAUCAGAUGUCCCUGAGGAUAUGCUGGGGACUUGUGUUCCUCGAGAGGCGGCAAAAGGCGGCGCUGAGGGUCCGGAUGUCAUUAUCGAAGCUCAGUUUGAUGAUAAUGAUGCAGAGCAUGGACAAGACCACUUGCCGGACACGUUGGCUCAUGACAUCAAGAAACUUUCCCUGGAUACCGCUGAAAAGGUGAAAGCUGGUGGGAUGGGUGCUGUGCACAGAACAAAACCAGAGGAGGUACCCAAGGUGAACGAUCCCAGGCUCCUCCCAGAUAAGUUCCUUCAGAGGACAGCUAAGGUGGUUUAUAUUUUGGAAAAGAAGCAUUCUCGAGCAGCUACAGGCUUCAUCAAGCUUCUGGCAGACAAGAACAGUGAGCUCUUCAAGAAGUGUGCCAUGUUCUCACCUGUGGACCACAGAGUGCCCAGGGCCUACGUGUCUUUGGCUGAUUGCCCCUCAGACUUUGUGGCCAGACCCGAGGACUAUUCAAAUAUGCUCUUCAUUUGUCGCAUAGUGGAUUGGAAAGAAGACAGCAACUUUGCAUCAGGGCAGUUGGCCAAAAGUCUUGGUCAGGCGGGGGAAAUCGAGCCAGAAACAGAAGGAAUCCUGACAGAGUAUGGCGUGGAUUUCUCUGACUUUUGCCCCGAAGCCCUGGAAUGCCUUCCCCAAAGCCUGCCUUGGGUUAUCUCACCAGGAGAGAUGGCCAAAAGGAGAGAUUUAAGGAAAGAAUGCAUUUUCACCAUCGACCCAUCAACUGCCAAAGAUCUUGAUGAUGCUUUGUCCUGUAAACAACUCCCUGACGGGAACUUUGAAGUGGGUGUUCACAUUGCGGAUGUAAGCUACUUUGUACUGGAAGAAACAGCACUGGAUAGAGUGGCGAGCGAGAGGGCAACGAGUGUCUAUUUAGUGCAAAAGGUGAUCCCAAUGCUUCCCAAGCUGCUCUGUGAGGAGCUGUGCAGUCUCAAUCCCAUGCGAGACCGGCUGACGUUCUCUGUGAUGUGGAAGGUGACUCCAAAAGGCAAGAUCCUUGACGAAUGGUUUGGGCGGACAGUCAUCUGCUCCUGUGCAAAGCUGAGCUACGACCACGCACAGAGCAUGAUAGAAAACCCCACGAAGGUGUUCUCACCUGAAGAACUGCCCCCUAUCUCCCCUCAGCACUCAGUAGCCGAGAUCCAGCAAGCUGUGCUGAAUCUGCAUCGCAUCGCCCAGCACCUCCGCAAGCAGCGCUUCAUCGACGGUGCUCUGCGCCUCGACCAGCUGAAGCUCUCGUUUACCUUGGACCAGGAGAGUGGGAUGCCUCAAGGCUGCUAUAUCUAUCAGUACCGGGACAGCAACAAGCUGGUAGAGGAGUUCAUGCUGCUGGCGAACAUGGCCGUGGCCCAUCAGAUCUACCGCUCCUUCCCCGAGCAGGCGCUGCUUCGCCGCCACCCACCGCCCCAGAGCAAGUUGCUGAACGACUUGAUGGAGUUCUGCCACCAAGUUGGCCUCGAGAUCGACUUCAGCAGCGCGGGCAGCCUGCAUAAAAGCUUAAAUGAAACAUUUGGAGCUGACAAAUACUCCGAAGCCAGGAAAGAAGUGCUGACCAACAUGUUCUCCAGGCCCAUGCAGAUGGCUCUGUACUUCUGCACCGGCGUCCUGAAGGACGAGACCCUCUUCCGCCACUACGCCCUCAACGUGCCCUUCUACACACACUUCACUUCGCCCAUCCGUCGCUACGCAGACGUCGUUGUGCACCGGCUGCUCUCCGCGUCGCUCGGUAUCAGCUCUCCCAUCAAGAUGGAGAAGGAGGCCAUCCAGCGACAAGCAGAGCACUGCAAUGACAGGAAGAUGGCUUCCAAGAGGGUGCAGGAGCUCAGCACCGACCUCUUCUUUGCCGUCUUUGUCAGGGAGAGCGGUCCUCUGGAGUCUGAGGCCAUGGUGAUGGGUGUCCUGAACGAGGCCUUUGAUGUCCUGGUGCUGAAGUUUGGAGUCCAGAAGCGAAUCUACUGCAACGCACUGCCCUUGCUGGGCUUCCACUUCCAGAAGGUGGGGAGGAAGCCAGAGCUGACGCUCAUGUGGGAGCCAGAGAGCCCAGAGCAGGAAUCUGUGUCUCAGGAGAUCACCAUUUUCACACUGGUGGAGGUGGUGCUGAAGUCGGACGGGGUUCCCCUGAAAUACAGCGCUCUGCUCAAGAGGCCCAGCACUGAGAAGUGAGCGCGCCCAGCCACAGCUCUGACACUUUGUCACCAGCGCCGCACCAGCACCCAUGGGGACAGAGGGGACCCGCCAGGAGUUUGGGGAUUUGAAUUUUGAAAUUGACGUCAUUUUAUUUCUGGUUUGGAUUUUAACCCAGGGAUCGGGGUUGCCCCAGAUGGGGCAAUUUCUACUGGCAGAUAUUUUUAGCUUUAUGGUUUGUUUUUUUUUCCUUUAUGAGACUGUGGGUGCCCGUCCCUUGCCACUGGGGGUGCCUGUGGUGGGGGCUACAUGGAGGCUGAUGUCCCUGAAAGCAGAGGGGCUGCUUUAGGCUGGGUGGGCUGACCGGGCCUCUCAGAAGGGCUCCCAGCUGGGCCACGUGUCGUGAAAUAAA
Lagopus muta (rock ptarmigan) is the source of this 4973-nucleotide messenger RNA. It is a transcript of the gene DIS3L2, whose product is annotated as DIS3 like 3'-5' exoribonuclease 2. The coding region runs from base 1217 to 4600 and encodes 1127 amino acids. NCBI's taxonomy places the organism in Eukaryota, Metazoa, Chordata, Aves, Galliformes, Phasianidae. Gene Ontology annotation, biological process: miRNA catabolic process. The record is from RefSeq and is a predicted model, not a curated record. Gene Ontology annotation, cellular component: P-body; exosome (RNase complex). Gene Ontology annotation, molecular function: RNA binding; 3'-5'-RNA exonuclease activity. The transcript has 22 exons.